GCAUGCACAUUAUACCAGGUUAAGCACUGGAAUAACACGGUUUAUUCAUGUACUGAGUGAACGAAGUAUUCAGAUUAGAGUCCUGCAUGAACGUUUGAAUUAUUGAAAAUGACAAAGUAGGGGAGACUGGGGCCAGUGCAACAGUUUUGUAAUACACUUAGCUACUCAGGGACUACAUUCACUGAGCAAUUAAAAUGAAACUAAAUUCUGUCCGCUAAUUAACCAAACCAUUUAAAGAUGAUGAAAUAUAAUCUAUACUGUUUAUUAUUAAUGUAGAACUCACUUAUCCAAACCCUGAGCACAGGUGUAACAGGACAGACCAGGGACAGAUACAAUAAUAGAUAAAAUAUAAAAGAACUUCAUUUUCAAUUAAUAAUAAUAAAGUUUAUGUGACAUAACACCUUUAACAGAAUGAGGUCACAAAACCAUAUACCAUUACAUUAAUAACAACAAUAAAAAUCAUAAUGGAUUAACAAAGAAGAAAGAAAACAACCUUUGUAAGAAAAGUGAGUGCAGACGAAGAGAGUUUCAUAUUUUUACAAAUAAAAUAAAUAAAAUACAGGCAGGCUACUUUGAUGUAACACAUCCAGAUAAAUAUUUUGUAUUAUUUAAAUGUGACACAGGAAGGCUUUGACAAUUAGUUAUGGAACAAUCUCUAAUUAAACGUUUAUUUAUUGUCAAAAUUCACUCAUGUUGACCAUAACAACAUGUUGGUUGACAACGAGAUGCUUAACAAUGUGACUUUGAAGUCGACCAAAAAUUAAUUGAACAAAAUAAGUUUUGAUUAUUUAAUGAUAAAAAGUUUAGGACAAUAUAACAAUAAAACGUUUACAUCUCCAAAAUAACUGUUAAAUUUCCUCCGAUAAAUUUAGCUUCAGAGGCUGAGUUAUUCUGAUACUGGACAUACAAAUACAAGUUUCCUCUCUCAUAAGAGUUUUAUUUAGUAGGCCUAUGUGGUUUUUUUAUGCUUCUAAAUUCGGUGCGGUCAUGUGACCUGAAUUGAGUAGCGUGUUAGUGGUUAGUAAUCGGAUGAGGCUCUGUGAUUGGUCGGUCAGACUGACUUAACUUUAUGAGCCUCGGAAACCUAAUGACAACAAAUACGGUGCUGCGUCACUUACUUUAAUCUGCAUCAAACUCAAUACAUACACACACACACACACACACACACACACACACACACACACACACACACACACACACACACACACACACACACACACACACACACACACACAGGGAACAGGAGGGCUUGCCUUCAAAAUAAGAUGAAGAUUUGCUAAAGGACUGCAGCACAAAGCAAAACAAAUAAAUACAAACACUAGGAGAAGGGGAAAAAAAAUGAUUAAUGCGUCAACUCAAAAUUUAAAGCACUACAAGAAUAACAUAUGUCACAUUGAAAUGCAAAGAAACUUGUACCAGCAUAGCAACACGUCCCAAAUAGAUAUACGAAGUUUACAAGACAAAUAGCCAAUUAAGCUUUUUUCAUACAUGCACUUGUGAAAAUUUCUGGAGAAUUUCAGGACAGGCUGCCCCUGAAUUGUCCUGACCUCACAGCAGGAGACGCACCAAGGACAUUGGUGUGUCAGGGCCUUUAGACAGGAGGAGGGAAAUCAGGAGGCAGGAUCUGAAAAUGACAACGCAGAACUGGCAGAGAAAGCAAAAGUGUCUGACACUGAAAUGCCUUUUUAUCAGUGUGUAACUGGACAUCCUCUCAGUAUACAAUAAGGAGUGAGAAAAUAUUGACAAGCAUAAAGAGAGUAUAAAGCUGCUUUUAUAUAUGCACGACAGUCACCGUGUUAUGUAAGUGUAAUCAACCCUCUUACUUCACAGCAAAAUUUGACUAGGAGGUUGGCCGGAAAUUCAGGUAAUGCAGGUAAAAUUGUGGUGAAUCAUUUUUUGUCAUUUGCGUUGAGUUUUGUGCAUGUGAACACACCAACAUUUUUUCCAACAAGAUUUCAUGUGGGGCCCAAAACACCUAUGGGCUAAGUUAGUCCUUUUUUUGGGUGGGGGAUGGUUGCAAAAAUAACUCAAUAAAUUGUCUAAUUGUACCCUUUUGUUUUUUUGUUUAAAGUGUGUCCUUUCCUGUUCUCUUUGCUUGUCAGUAACAUAUGUUUUCAGGCCUUUAUUUUGAAAACCACGUACCGGAAACCCUUCCCAGGUAUAAUUGACUUGACCACAGUUGCUAGGGUACAAACUGCCCCAUGGCAACGGAACCACUCAGAGGAAGAGUUGAGAUUUUAAUAUUUUUUAUUCUUUAAUUGUCACACAAAAAAAAAAAAAAAAUGACGGAUUUCUUUCAGGAAACAGAAGCGUUACCUUGAAUUCAAGAAUGCCAGCCACAAAAGUAAUCAAGCAAUCCCGGGUGGAGGCCUCGAGAAAAACCGUCGAGCGAACUAAACCGGUGAAGGUGAAGGCGGUUAACGGAGCUCAGCUGGAACUCAGAGUGCCCUCGGUGCGUAAAAGCCGCGCGUCAAGCUGCCCCAGGUGUCCGCAGCGGGACAGGUGUGAGGAGGGGAGCACCGGAGUGAUGCGCACGGCCCUCAAACCGGGCUGUGAAAGGAGAUCCAGGUCCAGCUCCACCGCUCACAGAAACAACCCGGACUGUCGGAAGGCGCAGAGGAGUGCCAAUGUGAACCAAAAAUGCCAGAAGAUGGGCGCGUGUCAGAGGGAGCAGCGGGCAGUCAGGGUGGAGGCUAAACAUGCUAUUCAAAGCCACAAAGCUUUCACCGUCAUCCCUCCGAACCCAAAGAAAAGAAGAGAGAUCCAGAGAAAGGCGGAGGCGGAGCUCGCCGCUUUAGAGGAGCUUCGGCUGAGCAGAGCAAUGGCGUAUGUCUCCAUCAACCCCAGUAGUGUUGGCGGCUGUAUGAGUCUGGAGGAAGUACGUUCGAAGCAGCAGCAGGAAAUGAUGAAAGCAAAGAGGAAACAGAAGCCGAUCAGGACACAGGUAUUGGAAGAAAAGCCUGUUCUGGAAAUAUAAGCAUCAUCCCUCCUCGCUGUAUUUAUUUUAUUUUUUUAACAGAAAGCUCACAUGGUUAUUAACUGGAUUAAAAACAUGUCAUAAAAAUAAAAAAAAAAGAAAAGUCUGUACUUAACAUUAUUUGUAUACAAAGCCUGACACUGCUUGUGUAUUUUUUGAUAUUUAAUGAAAACUUUGUAAAGAAUCCUUAGGUAUGUAAUGUGUUUUAUAAUUUGCAAUAUAUUUAUUCAGGACCUAUGUAUCGUGAUACAUUUUGUUUUGUUAGGAUCUUGCUAUUAAACAACCCCAUUUUAAACUAUUGAAAAUAAUAAAAACAACAACAGAAAAGAAAAUCCUUUUGCUUUGCCCACAUGUAUAUACAGUACAGUGAACACUCUUUUGUCCGAUUAAAGGCAUGUCUUGUAAA
Molecule: messenger RNA, 3383 nt
Organism: Labrus bergylta (ballan wrasse)
Lineage: Eukaryota; Metazoa; Chordata; Actinopteri; Labriformes; Labridae
Source: RefSeq, a predicted model, not a curated record